Messenger RNA from Scleropages formosus (Asian bonytongue), 1109 nucleotides. It is a transcript of the gene gcgb, whose product is annotated as glucagon b. Gene Ontology annotation, cellular component: extracellular region. Gene Ontology annotation, biological process: response to starvation. The record is from RefSeq and is a predicted model, not a curated record. The transcript has 4 exons. Gene Ontology annotation, molecular function: hormone activity; glucagon receptor binding. The coding region runs from base 25 to 543 and encodes 172 amino acids. Lineage: Eukaryota; Metazoa; Chordata; Actinopteri; Osteoglossiformes; Osteoglossidae.
UUGAAGUUUUUGAAGGGAUACACAAUGAAUGGAUUUCAUUCUAUGGUGGGACUGCUGGUCCUCAUUAUUGUUCAGAGCAGCUGGCAAAUCCCACUGCAGGAAACAGAUGACAGCUCCAGCUUUCUCACAGACGACACACUGUUGAAUGAACCAAGGGAUCUUACAAAUGUGAAGAGACACUCACAAGGGACAUUCACUAAUGAUUACAGUAAAUAUCUGGAGACAAGGCGAGCACAGGACUUUGUUCAGUGGUUAAUGAACUCCAAAAGGAACGGAAGUCCUUCGAAACGCCAUGCCGAUGGUACCUACACCAGUGAUAUCAGUUCUUACCUGCAAGACCAGGCUGCCAAGGAGUUUGUCUCUUGGCUGAAGACAGCACAAGCCAGACGAGAAUUUUCAGAGAAAUACUGGGGACAUGAUGCAGUGCAUAGAAGACAUGUAGAUGGAAGCUUCACCAGCGAUGUACACAAUGCUCUAGAUAGCAUUGCUGCUAAGGAAUUUUUACUCUGGGUCAUGAAUUCUAAACCUUCAGAAGCAAGGUAACCAUUUACAAUACUAAGUCAUAUCACAUGGUAAAUGUAAAAUGGAGUAAUAUGUAACAUUGAUUUUUAACAUUGUCACAUCAGAAUAACAUUUUGCUCAUAAGUAAUAAAUUAACAUCCUAUUUCUUUUUCAGCAACCCACAAAACUGACACCAGUGAUGGAAAAAUCAUGCUUCCUCAGACCAGAAAAUUUAGGUGCUGCACUUAAACUGAAAAGCCUUUAUAGUCUGCAUCCUACAGACACUGUGUUACUUAAAAGCCAUAUUACUUAGACUGCAAUGAAGAAAAAUUAAUGGAAUCUUUGUGAAUGUUUCGCUUUUAAGUUAUGAAUUGUGUAUCUUCCAAAAGGCCUCGAAUAUUUUUAUAAAGCCAUAUUUUGUAUGUUUAUGCACUGAGAAAAAUAAUGCAAAUAUUACUAAAACUCAGGUUACUCAGGCUAGCCUUGCUUACUUACUCUUACUUGCCAUAGCAAAUUUGUUUGUGAAGAUUGUAUCAAAAUGCAAAGAAUAUGCUUUAAUGGUAUACUGUUGUGCAAAAUAAAUAUUGUCAUGAUAUAGCUAAUCACUU